AUGGAAUCAGAGGAAAGGAUACACUGUGGAUUUAUUCAGGAUAAUACUGAGCUAAACAAAAAUAUCGAGAAAUUUUGGGAUACAGAAGAGGUGCAGUGUGAGGUACCCAAAAAUAAAGAAGCAAUAAUUUGCAAAAAGCACUUUGAGGAAAACGUUAAAAGAGAUAAAACGGGGAGGUAUAUUGUAAAAAUGCCAUUAAAAGAUGAUCCGAGGUGUUUGGGAAAAUCUAAAGAUAUCGCGCUUAAAAAAUUAAAUUCUCUGUGGAAUCAGUUUUUAAAAGAUCCUGAAUAUUUAGCUUUGUAUAGAGAUUUUUUAGGCGAGUAUGAAACAUUAGAUCAUAUGACCGAAGUUUCGGAAUGUGAGGAAGAAGCAGGAACAUAUUAUAUUCCACACUUAGGAAUUUAUCUCCCGGAUAAAAUGACAACAAAGCUUCGUGUCAUGUUUAAUGCAUCCUCACCAACAACUUUAGGUACUCUAUACAAUAUAACGGUGGAGUUAUUCAGGAAGAUCUAUUUAAAAUAA
Messenger RNA from Parasteatoda tepidariorum (common house spider), 522 nucleotides. Lineage: Eukaryota; Metazoa; Arthropoda; Arachnida; Araneae; Theridiidae. The record is from RefSeq and is a predicted model, not a curated record.